Penicillium longicatenatum is the source of this 2535-nucleotide messenger RNA. Its product is annotated as F-box/LRR-repeat protein. The record is from RefSeq and is a predicted model, not a curated record. Gene Ontology annotation, molecular function: protein binding. The transcript is spliced from 2 exons. NCBI's taxonomy places the organism in Eukaryota, Fungi, Ascomycota, Eurotiomycetes, Eurotiales, Aspergillaceae. The coding region runs from base 1 to 2535 and encodes 844 amino acids.
AUGGAUUUGAUUCCACCGUCAUAUGAGUCGGCAACAGACCGGGAUGCAUGGGUCAUCAUCGCCCGUUAUAUCCCCUCCAGCGACCUCUGUGCUGCCUCAUUAGUAUGCCAUCGAUGGCACGAUCUAUUUAUGCCUUUUCUGUGGGGAAGUCCAGCAUCUCAUUUUGGCACAGAAAAUGAUGCUGUUUAUGUGGCUCUCACAAGGUUUCGAAGAACCCUGAAGUAUGCGAGACGAGAAGUGCGCGCAUUAACACAUACACUUCAUCUCCCGCCCGCACUAUCGGAGAUCUAUGAUGGCCCCCGGCCAACAUGGCUAAGAGAUAUCCUGGAGUAUCUACCUUGUCUGCAGUCGCUUAUGGUCUCACGGCUACCCUUCUUCGAUCACAAUUGCAUGGUUGCACUGAGAAACUCGCAACGGCCGACUCAAUAUAAUAUCCGUCUAUUGUUGGCGGACCAUGAGCCGAACGCUACUUCUUCGGGUCUAGCAGAAGCUCUUCUUCGAUUUCCCCUAUUAACCUAUCUGGAUUUCUCAUACACGACUUCCGUGCGGGAUCCGGGCGUUCUAUCAUCUUUAUCUCAACUUGAGCACCUGCAGGUGCUGAAAUUGCGCGGUAUUGGCCUGAAAGACCCCGAUGCCGAGUUCCUGGCCAACGCCAUCGGGAAACGAGUUCGAGUUUUGGAUUUGCGUAAUAAUAUGCUCACCGACAUGGCCGUUCGCUCGCUGCUUCAGGCCUCUUUCUUAUCCCCAAAUCAGCGGUCACAGCAGCCCCGACAUCUUAGACGUACUGGAGCCUCGCCAGACCCUGUCAUCCAGUCGGCCCUUCGAGGCAUUGGGUCGGAUUUUUUGAGAUCGCCCUACCUAGAUGAGCAGUACCUGAAGUUCCUAGCGAGUCAAUCCACCAGACACCCCUGGGUUGAUUACUUGCCGUCUGUGGGUAUCACCCAUCUCUAUAUCGCAAACAACAAUAUCAGCGUCGAGGGUGUGGCAGCCCUCUUGGCCUCUUCAAACCUCUAUGCCCUUGAUGUCGGAACAGUGAAAAGCGCAGAUAUCAUACAUAAACAGGCGCAGCCUCUAAAUAAUUGGAAAUAUCCUGGUGCUGAGAAGCUUGUUCCUCUUUUGGGAAAGAUUGCUGGAAACAAGUUGACUUAUUUCCGCGCCCAUCAUGCAGUGCUUACUACUGAGCCCCCCUUGAAAGAUUUUGGCCCCACGUCUGAGUUUCUCCCAGAGCUUGGGACCAGCCAAGUGUCUCCACAUGUUGAGCUAGACGCUUCAGAAGAAGCUCGAAUCUAUGAGCUUCCCGAGGACGAAGCACCAAUCUACGAACUAGCAGAUACGUCUUUUACUGAGUCUACAAGUACAGCGGCGAGUACCAGGCCGGCUCAAAAUCAAGAGACGACAGCCCUAUAUGACGAAAAACCUUCACCUACUGUCAGACGGGGAUCAGCCUUCGCUCCUGAGGUCGUUCAGACUAUGCCAAAUGGACACGUUACCCAACCAGCCUACUGCGAGAGUCCUAGUGACAUUGACUCUCUUCAGACACUUCCACUCUGCAGUUCUCCCGUUUCAUCAGAUGAUCCUCGUGCCCAAAGAAUCCAAGAGCUCCUAGCGAAACGCCCACGAAACCAAUCCCUUCCACUACGCGGCGGCAAAGAAAGCCGAUUUCCCUACCUACACCCCUCACACAUACCCCACUGUGAAACAUUAGUCCUAACAGAUAUUCCAUCGCAUAUCCCGCCCAAUUCCCCAAUACUAUAUACCCUCACCCGCUUCAUCACAGCCUGCUCCAACGAAGCACUUCUCGCAACCCUCCAAGCUGGUUCGGAUUAUUCCCUCCCGCCAGGCCAAGACCGCUACCAAGCUGAGCAGCAGCGCUCCCGCUCUAUUUUUGGUCUCCGGCGCAUCAUUCUCGAAGUCACCGACACUUCUACCAGACUUACAUCAUGGAAACCAGCGAACCAGCGCAAUGGAACCACAAUCUCCAGCACAGGAGAUCGUGACUCAGAGGCCCUAUGGUCCGCUGCUACAGAUGACUUUAGCUUCUUCGGCGAAGAGGAAUGCGGCAUUCCCGAUAGUGACCCGGGAAAGUACUUCCCCAUGGCAGUACUUAAUGAGAAAGUCUCGCUUUCACCCUCGGACGACAGGUCUCCCUCUCCCUCUGGUACCGAGUCAUCUUUUAUCGACGGUAAUCAAUCGCGGCAGAGGGCUACGUCAACUGGAUCCCAUAAAACGGACGCAGGCAAACAGCGGCAGCUUUUGCAGAAUGUUGAUCUUAUAGCGCAAUUGGCUGCUUUUCGCCGUGAGAAGAAGACCGAGUAUGAGCAGCUUUUACGGCGAGAGAGAGGACGGCGGAGUACGAGUGGGACUGAAGUAUCGAGUAUAUUCUCAACGCCUUCGGCGCAGGGAUCUAUGGCGCAUUUUGUGGAGGGGCAUUGGAAGGGGGAGCUUAAGGUUGUGAGGAAUCCGAUGCCUAGGGUCCGUAGUGGAGUUGUCGAUAUGUAUGGCAACUACUUUGAGAAGGGAUACCUAUAUCCCUAA